AUGGCGAAAAAGGAAGAAAACAAAAUCGGAUUGAUUGGAGCUACAGCUUAUAUAGUCGGCUCUAUUAUUGGAAGUGGAAUAUUCAUUGCUCCGAAGGGAAUUGUCGAACAUGCCGGAUCUGUUGGCCUCUCACUCAUUAUUUGGGUCCUUUGUGCAUUACUUAACAUGAUCACUGCAAUUAAUUAUAUUGAACUUGGUACGAGUAUUCCGGAAAGUGGCGCUGAUUUGGCGUAUAUUGAUUAUAUGGGAUGGACUCCGAUUGCCUUCUCAUUUUUAUGGCUUUCCAUUUUAAUACAAAGCUCUUCAUCUGCGGCCGUUUUAUAUUUAACAUUUGGAGAUUAUAUAGUCCAAGCCCUCGAUCCAAUUGUCUGUUUCGACUCAUCUCAACGGGACUAUGCUGCAAAGUUAUUCGGCUUCGUACUCUUAUUGGUUCUCACGCUGACCAAUAUGUUCUCAUUGAACAAAUUCGCCGCGAAAGUGCAAAUCAUUUCGAUGAUGUCGAAAAUUGUCGCCACCACAUGCAUUAUUGGAAUCGGCGCGUUUUUUAUGAUUUUUCGCGACAGGACCGCGCAUUAUCAAAAAGAUGAGAUAAUGAAAGGAAGCGAUUACAAUCCGGGCGCGAUUGUGUUGGCGAUUUAUCAAGGAAACUGGGCGUUUGGAGGAUACACAACACUUAAUUAUGGGACUGAAGAGAUUCAAAUCAAAAAUUUUAGAAAGACUCUCCCAAGAGCUGUUUUAGGCGGUUUGUGCAUUUCAGCUUUGAUCUACAUUCUUGUGAACGUUGCAUAUUUUGCCAUUCUAACUCCCGAUCAAAUUAUAGCAUCCUCGGCUGUGGCAACAACAUUUAUCCAAAAAACUCUUGGCGAUGAUGCGGCAUUAGUAGUCCCCGCCGUUGUAGGAUUUCUACUAAUCGGAACUCUAAAUGGCGAUGUUUUUGGUUGGAGUAGAUAUAUGGUGGCUGGAUCUAGAAGAAACAUGAUGCCAACAUGCUUCAGCUUGAUUCACGUUGACAACGAUAGUCCGAGAGUUUCAGUGUUUUUCCAUACAUUCACCGCAAUUAUUUUUGCAUUUCUUGGUAACACUGAUCAAUUAGUCGAUUAUCUAACAGUUACGGGUAUAAUGUCGACAAUAUUCUCAUUGUUCGCUUUAAUUCUCAUAAAAUGGAUGGAUUGGGAAAUCGCGCCGAAUCCAGUCAAAUUUCAUAUGUUCUGGCCUAUGUUAAACGUCGUGAUCAACAUUGCUCUACUUAUAAUUCCAAUUCAACAAGAUCCGCUGACCUCAAUUAUCGGCUUCGGAAUGUUCGCUUUAGGAAUACUUGUUUAUUUUUUUGUUAAAAUUGUUUCAAGUCGAGUUAGCAUAUUGCAUUACAUUGAUGAAAAAUUGACGAUCAUGUGCCAAAUCCUAACAUGGACAAUAGUCGACAACGGACCCCUCGUCGAUGAGCCAAAGACAAUAACGACAAAGUUGUGA
Caenorhabditis bovis is the source of this 1470-nucleotide messenger RNA. NCBI's taxonomy places the organism in Eukaryota, Metazoa, Nematoda, Chromadorea, Rhabditida, Rhabditidae. The record is from the annotation of a GenBank genome assembly.